UUGAAAUAAACCUCAACAAUGUGGUCUGACUAUUUGUGUAACUUUUCUAAAGGAUAAGGUUACUUAAAAAUGGAUUAAGACAAAAAAAGUCGUGAGUGGUUUCAGUUCACGUAGGUGGUACUGAAAAAUCGCGCGCAAAGCAGCUGUCUGCUUCAUGUUCUGUUGCUGGCCCAUGGACGCUAGCUGUCAAACAUGGGAGAAGAAGUGAAAAAAAUAUCUUUUGGCUUUUCUAAGUCCGUGAAAAAGCCGGCAUUAAAGGGUACAGUUUCCCAGGAGGCAAAAAAAGUCGAUUACAUUGAAUGUCUCGAUGAAAAAAGUAUAAAAGUUGUCGGUGUUGAAGAAAAGAAGGAAAAUGAGCCUCUGAUAAUACCUAUGCGAGGAUCGAAGACUUGGCAUGAUAGGAUAAUUAAUAAAAUUGACGCUGACAUAUUUGAGCCAAAGCCAUCCACUCAGAAUGGAGAUAAAGCAAUCGUUGAAGUUAAGAAAGAACCAGCCGAAGAACCAAUGGAAACUGAAGGAACACUUUUUACCAAACCCCCUGAAUCUGUAACAGUAAAAGAACCAGAAGAAAAAUAUAACGAGCCUCCUAAAACAUUGGAAGAACAAGCGGCGCAAGAAAUAUUACGAGAUCUAAAUAGUGUCGAGACAAAUGGAGAUAAACCUAAUCUAUUCACUCUACCAAUAAAUGAGAGCUCUUCUUUAGUCGGUGAAAAAGAGGCAACACUGGAAGACUAUGAAAAUAUUCCAAUCGAUUUAUAUGGAAUUGCAAUGCUCAGAGGCAUGGGAUGGAAGCCGGGUAAAGGAAUUGGUAAAAAUGAGAAGUUGGUCGAGGCAUCUGUACCUGAAUUAAGGCCAAAGGGAAUGGGCCUAGGUGCAGACAAAGUAACAAUGCAGAAGGCAAAUGGUAAGCCACGGACAAAAGAGGAAGAGGAUCUGAAACUCGUUACUGGAGCGUACAUCAAAAUAAUCGCUGGGAAGCAAAAAGAUUCCUAUGGACAGAUUGAAGGACUAGAUGAUGACGCGGGCAGAUUUAUAGUGAAAAUGGCAUUAGGGGGAAAUGUUGUCUCUUUGAACGAAGCAGUUGUACAAGCAGUUACUAAAGAAGAUUAUCUCAAGAAUAGUAAAGUCCUGAACUCUGCAAAGUAUCAGGAAUAUAAGGCUAGAGCAGCAGCUGGAGAUUCUCCGGAUAGUGAGCAAGAAGAGAGAAAAACAGAGAAGAAAGAAUCUAACAGCAGUAGUAGGAAAAAAAUUAAGAAACAUAGAAGGCGUUCAAGCAGCUAUGACAAUAGUCCUGAUCAAAAUUCGAGGAAAAGAAAAAGUUCUGAGAGUAGUGAGGCUGAGAAAAAGUCAAAGAAAUCAAAAAAGUCAAAAAAACACAAAAGUCGUGACAGUUCGGCAGAACGUUCCAGUAGAAAAAAUCGCAAGAAGGACAAAGAGCGUGAAAGAAGAAAGGAUAGACGGUGUUCCGAAUCACCAGAAAGGAGAAAGCAGAAAAAACAUAAAAGAUCUAGAUCCAGAUCGCCCAGAAGAUGAUUUACGGUCACUGCUAAGUGAUGAAAUUCAAUGUCCGUCAUGCACAUGCAAUUGUAUUUAUAAAUUUUUCAUGAUAAAAUUGCGUAUUUUUUA
Athalia rosae (coleseed sawfly) is the source of this 1626-nucleotide messenger RNA. Its product is annotated as G-patch domain and KOW motifs-containing protein. Gene Ontology annotation, biological process: mRNA splicing, via spliceosome. The transcript has 5 exons. Gene Ontology annotation, molecular function: nucleic acid binding. Gene Ontology annotation, cellular component: spliceosomal complex. The record is from RefSeq and is a predicted model, not a curated record. Bases 193 to 1533 code for a protein of 446 amino acids. Lineage: Eukaryota; Metazoa; Arthropoda; Insecta; Hymenoptera; Athaliidae.